CCCGUUCAGCUGUACGUGUGCAAUCCUAACUCCCUUUAGCAACCUAAUAAACCAUGUUUCCCUCCUCCUUCCUCCUCCUCCUCCUCCUCCACUUCCCUUCGGUUUACAGUCGCUUCCUCUCCACCUCGGACCUCGUCUCCGAUGGAGUCCAUUACCAGAUUGGCUCUCCUUUCCUUCUCCUCAAUCCAUUUGCUGCGAAUGAAUCGUCCUGUGACCAGACCUACGGAUUCAUGCCGUGCACUACCACCGCACUCGGGAAUCUCUUCUUAAUAAUCGUUUAUGGAUACCUCAUGUACUUGGCCGCCAUAUACUUAUCUGAUGGGAGUGAGCUGCUGCUGAAGAUUCUCGGUUCUGGUAUCAUCGGAGGCCUUUUCCUUCCCAUACUCGGGACUCUUCCCGACGCCCUGCCCAUUCUCGUGUCUGGACUUUCUGGAACCACAGAGGAGGCUCAAAGUCAGGUCUCUGUUGGAAUGGGGUUGCUUGCAGGGUCAACUGUGAUGCUUCUCACAGCGAUAUGGGGUUCCUGUGUAGUUGUUGGCCGGUGUGAUAUUCGUGAUUCAGUUGCAGUUGAUGGGACAAAUCCAAAAGGUUUUAGCUUGACUGAUGGAUUGGUGGCAUUUUCAUAUUUACUUGUGAAGUGGCAAGGCUUAUCACAUAGCUUCAGGAGGAGUCUGAUAUCCACUAGCAGGUACCGGUGUCAGUACUGACAUCUGGACAUGCUAUACCGCGUGGAUAAUGGCUAUAUCAGUUAUACCAUUUAUUGUUGUUGAAGCACCGCAAAUUCUCAAUUCAACUUCAGGAAGAAAUUUAGCUAUCUUGAUUGCACUUAUUUUGUCUGUCUCAAUGCUGGUUGCUUAUUGUCUUUAUCAGGUAAUUUUAGAUUUUA
Messenger RNA from Rubroshorea leprosula, 886 nucleotides. The record is from the annotation of a GenBank genome assembly. Lineage: Eukaryota; Viridiplantae; Streptophyta; Magnoliopsida; Malvales; Dipterocarpaceae.